ACAGAGCACACGGGAGUGUCGGCAUUUACCUGUCAAGAUACGGACUAACGUUACCAGCCUAACAUUGGGAAUAUCUCUAGUUUCGACUUGCAAACUGCAACAGAUUAUCUUCGCGGUGCAGCCAUGAGUAUGAGCGGGGCGACGUGGAGGGGAGAGGGGGAUUUAAAUUUCUCUUCGGUCCCAACAGCUUCUUUUGAUUUGAAGUAAACGGUGCACCGGAGCAGAACCGAGCAGUGCUGUCUUUACACGUUUGCCUGAGAUAAAAGUUGUUGUUCGUCCAUUACGCGAACAACAUAGUCUGUAUACACAAGUUUGUUGUUUUUUGUUGAAAUUCUUCGGAGUAUUUUUCCUGGAGAGCGGAGGUGGCGAACUGAAAGCGGCUCACCGAGUCGGGACUGACCACUGGAGUUGGUCCUGAAAAUGGAGGCUGUUAUCGAGAAGGAAUGCAGCGCGCUCGGAGGACUCUUCCAAACUGUUAUCGGAGACAUGAAGAGCAGCUACCCUAUUUGGGAGGACUUUAUCACCAAGGCCAGCAAACUGCAGUCGCAGCUCAGGGCAACAGUGGGUGCUGUGGCUGCUUUUCUGGAUGCCUUUCAGAAAGUGGCCGACCUGGCCACGAACUCACGAGGUGGGACCAAAGACAUUGGAUCAGCGUUGACCAGGAUGUGUAUGAGACAUCGCAGCAUAGAGGCUAAACUUAAACAGUUCUCAAUGGGCUUCUUGGAGGGUCUGAUAAACCCUCUACAAGAACAGAUGGAGGAGUGGAAAAGAGGAGUCAACACUUUGGACAAGGACCAUGCUAAAGAGUAUAAAAGAGCCCGGCAGGAAAUAAAGAAGAAGUCCUCGGACACACUGAAACUUCAGAAGAAAGCGAAGAAAGGUCGUGGUGAUAUCCAACCCCAGUUGGACAGUGCCAUGCAGGAUGUUAGUGAUAAAUACAUUCUGCUGGAGGAGACAGAGAAACAGGCCCUGAGGAAGGCUCUCAUAGAGGACAGACAGAGGUUCUGCUGCUUCGUAGCCAUGCUGCGGCCCGUAGUGGAUGAGGAGAUUUCUAUGUUGGGAGAGGUCACCCAUCUCCAGGCUAUCUCUGAUGACCUUAAAGCCCUGACCUCUGACCCACACAAGCUGCCCCCUGCUAGUGAACAGGUGAUCAUGGACCUGAAGAGCUCAGACUACGGUUGGUCAUAUCAAACGCCUCCCUCAUCCCCCAGCACCACCAUGUCCAGGAAGUCUAGCAUGUGCAGUAGUCUGAACAGCGUUAACAGUAGUGACUCCAGGGGAUCCAGUGGCUCUCACUCUCAUUCUCCUUCCUCCUCUUCUUCCUCCUCUUCCUCACACCACCUCUUCCACCACCAUCACCCCCGCCACCGGUACCGUAGCUCCACGCUACCCCAGCAGGCCCCAGCCCGGCUCUCGAGCAUCUCCUCCCACGACUCGGGCUUCAUUUCUUCAUCACACGACCAAUACACAUCGUCCAAGUCAUCCUCACCGAUGCCAGCUGAAACAAAGCCUUGUCCCAGUUCCAGGUCCUCAGAGGUAUCAGAGACUGGGCAGCUCCACAGUGACUGCAGCUCUCCCUCUCCUCUAGCUGCUGCUAAUGCGCCUCAGCACGCCACUGACAAGUUGUCCAAUGGUUUUGACCACUACAGUCCGGUCAGUUCCCCCUACAUGCAUAGCAAUGGGGGCAGUUUGGGCUCAGGGUCAGGCACUGCCUUCCCCUUCUUCCCUCCUUCCUCCUCAUCCUACACCACCUCCUCCUGCCCCACUCGUUCAUGGUCACGUCCCGCCUCAGCCCUGCUACCAGACCACCCUCACACCUGCAUAUUGGGCUCCCCCAUGGUGCCUUCAUCAAGAGUUCCCAGCUGGAAGGACUGGGCUAAGCCAGGCCCAUAUGACCAGCCCGUGGUCAACACACUGAGGAGGAAGAAAGACAAGGAGAUGCCAGCUGUGGUGGACAGUAAUGGCAGUCUGAGUAAUGAUAGCUGCCCGUCCUCAGGCCCGCCUUCCAUCUCGACCUUAGCACCAGCUCCAGCUGUGCUACAAACAUCAGCAUCAGUGGAAGAGAAGAACAGAACCGUGGCUGCUCCUCUCAAGGCUGGUGAAAUUGAGGCCCAUGAGGAAUUGGCUCUGGCUUUAUCCAGAGGUCUGGAGUUGGACACCCAGAGGUCCAGUCGAGACUCCAUCCAGUGUUCCAGUGGCUACAGCACACAGACCAACACACCCUGCUGCUCUGAGGACACAAUACCUUCACAGGUUUCAGACUAUGACUAUUUCUCAAUGGCCGGAGAUCAGGAGCCUGAGCAGCAGCACUCGGACUUUGACAAGUCUUCCACCAUCCCCAGAAAUAGUGACAUCAGUCAGUCCUACCGACUCAUGUUCCAGAGCAAGCGGCCGGCCUCAACAGCCGGCCUACCCAGCACACAGACUCCUUACCAUGGACAGGGGGCCUACUCUGCAGGGCCCUAUCCCCCCACACCGGUCCACACUGGGGCUUAUCCUCCUACCCCGACAGGCCCCUGUUCUGGUCAGGGAUUUUAUUCUGGAUCCAGCUCCCAUAAUGCCUCUGGCUCAUACUCUACAGGCCAUGGUCCAGUUAUUGUCACCCCUGGGGUGGCCACCAUCCGCCGCACACCCUCUUCAAAACCCUCCGCCCGCCGGUCCGGCUCCAUUGUGGGCACAGGCCCCAUCCCUAUUCGCACGCCAGUCAUCCCAGUAAAAAUCCCCACGGUCCCAGAUAUGUCUACAACAGUUAAUGGAAGCAGGAGCGCAGAGGAGACGGGCGGAGGAAGAGGAGAAGAGAGCCCAGAUUCUCCAACCUUUGCAGGAGGGGAGGACGCUGGCACGCUGCCUGUGAUGUCCUGGAGCGGUCAGGCUACGACCAAUCCUCCCACUGUACCUCAGCCCAGCCAGCAGCAGCAGCAGCUUCACCUUGAGACAGGACAGGAAGGAGGAGGACAGGAGGCGGGGGAAGAGUCAGAAGGCAACAUGCUGGUGGCUAUCCGCAAGGGGGUUAAGCUCAAGAGAACUCUCACUAACGACCGUUCUGCACCACGCAUCGCAUGAUGACGUGACAGUAGAGUUAUGUGAGCUGGUGUCACAGUAAUGAGGCUCUCUGUUCAUUGUUUGUAAAUGAGGUCAAAGGCUUUAGAAAAAAUAUUGCUCAUAGAAAUGCGAUGUACAGAAUCAAAAGGCUUCUCAUGAGAAAUCUAUCCUGUCCCACAUGCAGUGUUUCUCAUUCUGUAAAUUUUCACUGCAGAAGCCAUCUAUAAUGAUUCUACAAAAAAAAAAAAAAGUGAUGCCAUCUUUCAGGUUCACAUUUUCUGAUUUGGCUUAUGAUACCUCAGAAAGUAUAUAAAGUCAGUUUAUUAAAAUGUUGGUUUGGACCUAAAGCGCAUCACUGGCCCACUUGUAGAUCCAUGAAUAAGUCAAGUAACUACAUGGGCAUUUACGAGUAGCAAGACAAGAACUAAUUUCUCAUAGAGGUCCUCGAAAAGCACUAAAAUGUUUUUGCAAAUCAGAGCCCAAUGACAGUGUAAAAAAUUAACAAGAGAGGGACAGAGUUGUAUUACACUACAGUACGUACAUUUCCUUAAGGGAGGCAGUAGACGUAUUUUACACACAUGUAUCCAGUAUUCUUCCUGAAGCAAAGGGUAGGACAAGGACAAUGUGUCUGCCUCCUUUCAGUGUAAAAAGACACUGUAUGAUAUGUGAAAACGCUCAUUGUUUUAGUGCAUUGUACCAUCAUUGGACAAAUAAGCGUCCUAACUGCCUAGUGACUUGGCACAAGGGGCGCAAUUACCAGUGUAAGUACUUCACAGCCUCAAGAGAGCAAUAUUCAGACGCACUAUAAAGUCAUGGCUCCAGUGGUCGGAUUUUGAUUGCACAGUUUGGGAUCUCCUGAAUUACAACGACGGCUUACUUGGAGGGUCGCCCUGACGGCUGCAGGAAGGUGCUGCGUUGUCAAAGCUGUCUGCCGUUCACAGUUCAAAUACUAAAUGCAGUAUGUCCACAACACAGGCGGCAGUAUGACCAAUACAGAGAACUCCUCAGAAAGCAGAACUUCAAUUAAGUCAAAGUUGAAGGAGAUGACAGUGUGAUUAAAGCAUCACAUGGUUGAUGCCAUGACAUUAAGAGACACUACAAGUUUGCCUGUUUUAGUCGUUUUAGUAUUUACAUGAUUUGUAAAUAAUUUUGCACGUCUCUGUUGGUGUGUCACACUUUUCCUUCUGCCUCCCCACGGUGCCACAGUCAUUAAGUUUCACACGAUUGAUUUCAUAUAAUGAUCUUCAAAGCCCAUUACAUUGGAUGUGAAUUGGUUUUAUUUUUCUGCAUUUUUUCCCCAGUAUGAAUCUCAUUUAAUCUGCAAUAUCUACAUGCUGAGCUUUGUAGAACUCCUCAGUUGUUUGUGUUUAUAUAUAUUAGCCCUUAUAAUAUACAUAUAUGUGUG
This is a messenger RNA of Plectropomus leopardus (leopard coralgrouper), 4447 nucleotides long. Its product is annotated as protein MTSS 1-like. Gene Ontology annotation, molecular function: actin binding; phospholipid binding. Lineage: Eukaryota; Metazoa; Chordata; Actinopteri; Perciformes; Serranidae. The record is from RefSeq and is a predicted model, not a curated record. Gene Ontology annotation, cellular component: actin cytoskeleton; cytoplasmic side of plasma membrane. Gene Ontology annotation, biological process: positive regulation of actin filament bundle assembly; plasma membrane organization; adherens junction maintenance.